Molecule: messenger RNA, 1455 nt
Organism: Bacidia gigantensis
Lineage: Eukaryota; Fungi; Ascomycota; Lecanoromycetes; Lecanorales; Ramalinaceae
Exons: 2
Coding region: 1-1455 (484 amino acids)
Biological process (GO): intracellular iron ion homeostasis
Source: RefSeq, a predicted model, not a curated record
AUGGUCGAGAAUGGAGGGCAGCGAAAAGUGCUUGCGGAACCUAAUCGGACUGAACAAGACGUCAUUGGCGAGAAUGCUAAGACCUCGCCUUCGCGUGCUCGUGGCUGGCCCAACGAGUUGGAAGAUAUAUCAUACGUCACCACACACAACAAGAUUAACACCAUGGCGAUGACAUUCCAAGAGACCCAGAGCAGCCAAGCUGCCGAUGUUGAACACUUUGACUUAGUAUGUGUCGGCUUUGGACCUGCUUCACUUGCAAUUGCGAUUGCCCUCCAUGAUCGGGGCAUCAAGCCUCGCGUGCGGUACCUGGAACGCCAACCAGAGUUCAAAUGGCACGCUGGAAUGCUUUUGCCUGAUGCACGAAUGCAAAUCUCAUUCAUCAAAGAUCUCGCGACGUUACGCGAUCCUACUUCGAAGUUUACAUUUCUCAACUAUCUCCGGUGCCAGAAUCGACUGGUUGCCUUUACCAAUCUUUCAACCUUCCUUCCAUUACGGGAAGAGUACAACGACUACAUGACAUGGUGUGCUUCACACUUCGACUCACAGGUGCAGUAUGGACAAGAGACCGUUUCAGUCACACCCACCAAAGGACCUAGUGGGCGGGUUGAAUCAUGGCGCAUUGUUUCGAGAGACAUGGUCACGAAUGAGCAAAGUACAGUCAGUGCCAGACAUGUAGUCGUCGCAGUUGGUGGAAAGCCAAAGAUACCAGCCGCACUCCAAGAUCUGGCCUCAGACUCGAGAAUCAUACACUCAUCAUCGUACUCACACAUUCGCCCAAAGCUCUCCUCGGCGAAAAAUAUUGCGGUCGUGGGCGGAGGACAGAGCGCUGCUGAAAUAUUCAAGGACCUACAAAGUCGACUUGCGAAUACCAAUAUCACACUAUAUACAGGUAAAUCGACAUUGAAGCCAAGUGACGACAGUCCUUUCGUCAAUGAAGUAUUUGACCCUGACAAAGUCGACACCUUCUACGAUCUCGCUCCAAAAAUCCAACAAGAUACUUUGAAGAGCAAUAGAUCCACAAAUUACGGCGUCGUACGACCGGAGCUACUAGACAAAUUAUACGAAAGCAUGUAUCAUCAACGAUUGCACCAAGCAGAUGAGAGCAAAUGGCAACACAGAAUCAUUCCAUGGCGAGAAGUAGUAGGCUAUGCAAAGCAAAACGAUGGUACGAUUAGACUCAAGCUGAGAGAUACGUCGAACGAUACUGUCAUCUUCGGCGAGCCGGCAUUCGAUCUUGUGUUCGUCGCAACAGGCUACCUACGAAACGCGCAUGAGACACUUCUAGCACCGACACAAAGUCUACUUGAAACGGGAUCAUUCGUCGUAGGGAGAGACUACAAAGUUCGGUAUCGCAGGGAUGAAGUCAAUGAUAACAGCGGAAUCUGGCUUCAAGGCUGUUGUGAGGGCAGCCAUGGUGUGAGUACUGAACGCAACAGGCAAGACCUUCGGCACUGA